Molecule: messenger RNA, 1843 nt
Organism: Cydia strobilella
Lineage: Eukaryota; Metazoa; Arthropoda; Insecta; Lepidoptera; Tortricidae
Gene: mbf1
Product: endothelial differentiation-related factor 1 homolog
Exons: 1
Coding region: 104-544 (146 amino acids)
Cellular component (GO): nucleus
Molecular function (GO): DNA binding
Source: RefSeq, a predicted model, not a curated record
GUUAUUUUUUUCGGUCACAGGACGCGAGCAAAGCAGAAAGCGAAAUCUUAGUAAAGACAGUUUCAAAUUAGCUUACUUUCUUAUUAAUUAUAAGUGCGUAAACAUGUCGGAAUGGGAUACGGUCACUAUUCUUCGCAAGAAACCGCCGAAAGCAUCAGCUUUAAAAACUGAGCAAGCAGUAAAUGCCGCACGCCGUCAAGGUUUACCAGUCGACACCCAACAAAAAUAUGGAGCAGGUACUAAUAAACAGCAUGGAACCACAAAAAACACGGCGAAACUUGAUAGAGAAACUGAAGAAUUAAAACACGAGAAGAUACCACUGGAUCUUGGAAAACUUAUCAUGCAAGGACGGCAAGCAAAGGGCAUGAGUCAGAAAGAUUUGGCCACAAAGAUCUGUGAGAAGCCGCAAAUAGUAAAUGACUACGAAGCCGGUCGCGGUAUUCCUAAUAACUUGGUACUUGGGAAGAUUGAAAGAGCAAUUGGAAUAAAACUUCGUGGAAAAGAACGUGGCCAGCCACUACAGCCUCCUGGAGGAAAAAAAUAACGGAUUCCCUGGGAGGCGAAGACUAUACUCCGAUUUGUUGACUGCAUACAUUUUAUUUCUCACUCUUAUUUGCUGUUGGAUGUGGUUCUAUCAUAAAACUUGAGUGAUACAAGGAUAUAAGCAAGCAUUUAUUUUUAUUUUGCAAUAUAGAAUAUUCUGUGACGAGUUACCACCAUGAAAAUAAUUUUCAAUGUUGAUUCUUUCCGGCAAGAAAGGCCCCUUUCGUGAAAUGUUUGUAAUAUUAAUACAUAAUAAUAAUGUAAUAGGCAGUGUUGGCCGAAACGUUAAUGCAAUUAACCAUUAACCAGUACAAAUUGAACCGUGAACUGUAACCAUACGUUACGGUUCAAUUUGUAAAGUUGGGAAAAGCGUGGAUUGAAUAUAUGGGGUAGUCGCUUGAAUAAUUUGCGGUUCGCUGAUGAUAUUGUCUUGCUGGCAAGUGACCCCGCUGAACUUCAAAGCAUGAUCCAAGAACUCAGCGAUGCUUCCAUACGGUGUGGGCUGGAAAUGAAUCUAGACAAGACAAAAGUUAUGACCAACACAGAUGUCAAGGCGAAUAUCACAGUUAACCAUACCGCCAUCGAAACUGUCGAUAAAUACGUGUAUUUGGGACAAGAGAUAGUGACUGGAAAAAAGAACCAAACCAAUGAGAUCAACAGACGCGUACGACUAGCCUGGGCAGCCUAUUCCAAUCUCGAGUUUGCCUUCAAAAUGAACCUUAAGGCCGAACAAAAAGCACGCAUAUUUGACCAAUGUAUCCUGCCUGUUCUCACUUAUGGAGCUGAAACCUGGGUUUUCACCAAAGACAUACUACGUAAAUUGAGCGUUGCCCAGCAGGCGUUAGAGAGAAAAUUGGUGGGGAUCACAUUGAGAGACCGUAAAACAAAUGAAUGGCUGAGACAACAGAGCAAAGUUAAUGAUGUUAUAAAACGCGUAGCCAAUUUGAAGUGGGAAUGGGCUGGUCAUAUAGCACGGAAGACCGAUUCGUGGAGCAAACGACUACUCGAGUGGCGACCAUGGGGGGAAGAGCGUCCUCAAAGUAGACCCCAGAUGCGCUGGGACGACGACAUUAAGAAGACUGUGGGGAAACAGUGGCUCCAAGUCGCACAGAACCGCGACGAAUGGCGCAAAAUGAAGGAGGCCUACACCCAAAGGGUAGAAAAAGGCUAAAGAGAGAGAGAGAGAGAGAGAGAGAACGUUCGGCCAACACUGGUAAUAGGUAUCUAGUUAUGGUUAAUAUUGUGGUUCUUUUGUAUUCAUGAAAAACUAAUGAAAGAUGUAAACUGAUAUGAUUGGUCA